Messenger RNA from Megalops cyprinoides (Indo-Pacific tarpon), 3198 nucleotides. Its product is annotated as E3 ubiquitin-protein ligase RNF38-like. The record is from RefSeq and is a predicted model, not a curated record. NCBI's taxonomy places the organism in Eukaryota, Metazoa, Chordata, Actinopteri, Elopiformes, Megalopidae. The transcript is spliced from 12 exons. The coding region runs from base 1070 to 3109 and encodes 679 amino acids.
CAUAUUUCACACUGACAUCGUGAGGCCAGGCAAACGGCACUAGAGGUCUGGUCACUGCAUGGUCUUUGCAGAUGGAUAUAGCGGGGAUUUAAAUCGGAAGGAAAACAACACAGAUUAGAUCGUCGGUUUGAGAUUAUGGGAAGGCGGAACUCGCUGUUUUUCUCAGGUUAGACUGGAUCUGGUGCAUUGUGCGCUUGGGAGGUUACUUUUUCAUCAGCUACACGGACCUCCCAUGCCUUUUUCGAGAGACGAAAGCAGAAACGACGCUGCAAUGAAUAAGAAAAAUAUUAGUUAGUUAGCUAUAUCUGCUUAUGAAAUUCUGAAACAAUGCAAAAAAACUUAACUAAAGUGGUUAACUAGCUAAGUAAUUUACGAUUAAUUUGACCAGAUAGAUAAGAUAAGAGGGAAUAGUGGCGAUAUUAGUAAUGUUAAUCAACUAGCUAGCUUGCUAGCUCAGCUGAGCUGGGGCCAGGGAUGAUCUUACGGAAGUAGCUAGUGAGCCGACUGUGUAUUUAAUUUUGCAAGGAGAAAAAAGAGGAGUUCUACCCGUUUUUAAGUGUGUUUCGUAAAAGCAAAGAUAGCAGACCUUGUUUGCUGCAACCACGGGGCGGAAUAUUGACCUGUGGAAGUAAAAGGAAGCUGGCUGGCUAGCUUGAUUAGCUGUACCCUGCAGGGAGAGAGGAGGAAUUUUACCCACAGGCUGAGUUUUGUUUCUCCGGUCCGGAACAUUAGCUAACUUAUGUUUCCAAGAUCACUGCACGCCGACAAAGGUAUUACUUCGUCUCUGUGUUUUGGUAUGGACAAGCAGCAAAACAAAAGCAAAUGGCUAGUCGGCUAGCUAGUUCAAACACAGUAGAACGCGAUUUUAAUUACAGAGGGCAAUGUUAACUAGUUAUCGAGCGGAAUGACUGUCAGUAUGAUCUAAUGAUCAGAACGUGGACACUUUUUAGUUGACCAAGCAAAGGUUUGUUUCUGACUUUUAAGCCCUUUGGCAAACUGUUAGAUAGCCAGUUGCUACCAAGAGAGAAGGGAGGAAAAAAAGGACUGAGUUGGAGAAACCCAAGAGGAAAUGCCAAUCGCUGCUGCGGGUCAGCCGACAGCACAGGAACCUUGCGUCUAUUCGCAGCUGCCCGCUGUUCCCAGCACCGUCCCGAAACGGACCGCUAGAUGUGAAGACACGGGCUUUCCGUCUCAUCAGCAGGCCGAUUACGGGGGCGCGGAGGGGGAUAGGGGAACGGGCAGGCACGGUCACGCCGGGAGACUUUCGCUAGCGCCCGGGUCGUCUUCUCAGUCGCAGUCCCCUGCUGUUCACUCCCCCUUCGCCACUUCCAGCAGCCACCCCCAACACCCGGCCAUGGACCCUCCGAGGACUCGAUCGCGGUCGCGGUCUGGAUAUUACCAGUACAGCGUGAACAGUGGGGGUAACGGUAAUAGCAGCAUGAACAGCGGCAGUAUUAACAUGACUGGUGCCCACCACCAACAGCACAACCCUGGACGCCUGCCACUUGGAGCACAUAGUCCAACAGAGAACCACCGUACCCCAGGACACAACCUGCCGGUGGGGACACAUCGACAUGCAGGCCCCGGAGCACACAGACACCUCGUUUCAGGAGGAAUUGGGGCCGCCUUCCACUGCCAUCCGGACCACGCCUGCAGCGAGGAGAGCGACAAGAGUGAGGACAGCCCCAGCCCGAAGCGCCAGCGUCUGUCCCAGCACUCUGUCCUGGAGCUCACCUCGGCCCCCCCAUCCACGCCCUCGCCCCCCAUGCGCCCCUGGGAGCUGCCGCCCAGUCGCCGGCCGCACCACCACGCCCACCCGCACUACCCCCCCGAGCGCUGCCACACCCCCGCACGCAACCGCCGCAGCCCCCCCGUAAGGCGCCAGCGGGCUCGCCGAGAGCGACUCGGCCGACACCAUCACCCCCACCAUGGCUCCCCGGGAGGGGGGCAGGACGAGAACUACCGGCACCCCCACCAUGCACCCCACCCGCACCAGAGCUACCCCUACGGCCAACCGCCCCCUCCCCCCGGCAUGGAGGAGCCCCGGGCCUUCCACCCACCGACCCUCUCCCCCAGGCUCCUUCACCCCCAGCAGCAGAACGCCAUGGUGGUAGACCUCACAGACCAGCUGCAGCAGGGCACGGUGCCAGUCUCCUAUACGGUGUCGCCGGUGCCCCCCCACGGCCUGCCCCCACCCCUGUGCGCUGGACAGCAGCUGCCCAGCUGUUCCUCACAGCAGCAGGUCCCGGGCUGCUCGGUGGUCUUCAGCGGCCAGCACUACCCCGUCUGCAGCGUGCCCCCGCCUAUGCUGCAGGCGUGCUCCAUGCAGCACCUGCCCGUACCGUACCCCUUCCCCUCGCUGCUGUCCAGCGACCCCCCCUUCCUGCUGCACCCGCCCCACCUCUCGCACCACCCCCCUCACCUGCCCCCGCCGGGGCAGUUCGUGCCCUUCCAGGCCCAGCAGUCCCGUUCGCCGCUGCAGAGAAUCGAGAACGAGGUAGAGCUCCUGGGGGAUCACCUCUCCGUGGGCGGGGGGUUCAACUACGCCCACUCGGCGCACCCCAGCUCCCUGCCCCCCUCUACCCAGCUCCAGUUCCUCUCCCACGAGCCCUUGCCCCAGGAGCUCUUCGGAGUGCCGUACCCCCACUUCAUGCCCCGGCGGAUCACAGGACGGCGCUAUCGCUCCCAGCAGCCCCUGCCACCCCCGCCCUACCAUCCCAGCUUCCUGCCGUACUUCCUGUCUAUGCUUCCGGUGCAGCCCACCAUGGGACCAGCCAUCAGCCUGGAGCUGGAUGUGGACGACGGAGAGGUGGAGAACUACGAGGCCCUGUUGAACCUGGCGGAGCGUCUGGGAGAGGCCAAGCCGCGGGGACUGACCAAAGCCGACAUCGAGCAGCUUCCAUCCUACAGGUUCAACCCCAACAACCACCAGUCGGAGCAGACGCUGUGCGUGGUGUGCAUGUGCGACUUCGAGUCCCGCCAGCUGCUGCGCGUCCUGCCCUGCAACCACGAGUUCCACGGCAAGUGUGUGGACAAGUGGCUGAAGGCCAACAGGACGUGUCCCAUCUGCCGGGCGGACGCGUCCGAAGUCCAGCGGGACUCCGAGUGACCAGCAGGUGGCGCUGUCCGGUCCUGCCUGGCCCACUCCGGGCGGUCACACGUGUAUACAGACGUCUGUCCUCCUUCACUCCAUAAUUC